Molecule: messenger RNA, 399 nt
Organism: Talpa occidentalis (Iberian mole)
Lineage: Eukaryota; Metazoa; Chordata; Mammalia; Eulipotyphla; Talpidae
Product: histone H2B type 1-M-like
Exons: 2
Coding region: 16-384 (122 amino acids)
Cellular component (GO): nucleosome
Molecular function (GO): structural constituent of chromatin; protein heterodimerization activity; DNA binding
Source: RefSeq, a predicted model, not a curated record
ACACUUACCGCUGUUAUGCCGGAGCCCACCAAGUCCGCGCCCGCGCCCAAGAAGGGCUCCAAGAAGGCGGUGACCAAGGCGCAGAAGAAGGACGGCAAGAAGCGCAAGCGCAGCCGCAAGGAGAGCUACUCGGUGUACGUGUACAAGGUGCUGAAGCAGGUGCACCCCGACACGGGCAUCUCGUCCAAGGCCAUGGGCAUCAUGAACUCGUUCGUCACCGACAUCUUCGAGCGCAUCGCGGGCGAGGCGUCCCGCCUGGCGCACUACAACAAGCGCUCGACCAUCACGUCGCGGGAGAUCCAGACGGCCGUCACCAAGUACACCAGCGCUAAGUCAAAUCAAAUAGCAAAGAAAAUGAACGAGCUGCUUCACAACCCAAGUUAAUGAAGACACACCAUA